AUGCCCUCUGACGAUACCGCCUCCAGUGCAGCUUUCGCUCAGGUCCCUCGCCGAAGGGUCUACGACUUCGGCGUUAUCCCCGUGCCCCAAAGGCUGCAUCAUGACCCCGCACAGCCGGCGAAAUUUGGCCUUUCCCUCAACAUCCUGUUUGCGGUCGUCGGUGCCGUCGUCAUUGCAAAUCUGUAUUAUUGCCAACCGCUAUUGAUUGAACUAUCGCAAUCUUUCGGCGUUUCCUAUGAGUCUGUCUCCAGAGUGCCUACUCUUGUACAGGGCGGAUAUGGCGCGGGCUUACUAUUCCUAGCCCCCAUGGGCGACCUCACGCGCCGUCGGCCUCUACUGCUAGCCUCAUUGAUUGGUGGCACUGCUUUGACCAUAGGACUUGCGGUGACACACUCCUUCAUAGCCUUCGAAGUCAUAUCAUUCUUCAUUGGUAUGUUCGGCAUCGCGCCGAAUGUCCUCAUCCCCCUGGCCGCGGAUCUCGCACCGCCGAACCGAAGAGCCAGUGCAGUGGGCAUCGUCUUCUCUGGCUACCUGGUCGGGCUUCUCUUCGCUCGUGUGGUGGCAGGCGUAAUCGCUCAAUACGUGACCUGGCGGGUCGUCUACUACGCUGCUAUCGGCGCCCAGGUCUUCUCUACCAUCUUCAUGUGGGGAUUCCUGCCCGACUACCCUGGUUCCAAGGACAAGGACCUCACUUACUUCAAGCUACUCGCUAGCAUGGCGCGUUUGGCUGUACGCGAGCCAACUGUGAUCCAGGGUUACCUCUGUCACAUCGGAGCUUCAGCUAGCUUUACGGACUUCUGGGUCACGUUGACCUUUCUGCUGGGCGAUACACCCUAUCACUACGAUACUCUAACUAUCGGGAUGUUCGGACUGAUUGGUAUAAUCGGUGUGCUCGGUUCACCUCUGUUUGGCCGCGUCAUUGACCGCAUGAAUCCUUGGUACGCCAUCGUGAUUGCCACCAGCAUCAUGUUCUUGUCCAAAGCCAUAUACUGGGGAGCAGCUGGCGCGCAUCUCGCGGUCGUGGUCAUAGUCUGCAUCGGCUUGGACAUUGCACGUCAGUCGCAACAGGUAGCGAUUGCGACACAGGUCUUCCAGGUUGAAGAAGGGAUGCGUUCUAGAAUCAACUCACUAUGUAUCUUCGCGACAUUCAUCGGACAAGUGAUGGGAAGCGCAGUGGGAUCUCAAGUCUUCCUUCGUCAUGGAUGGCGGGCCAAUGGGGCGCUCAUGUUCGCGUUCUGCGCGUUUCAGCUCGUCAUCAUGCUUUUACGAGGUCCUCACGUGCGGAGAUAUACGUGGUUCGGGUACGAGGGGGGAUUUGACUGGAGAAAGACGUCCCAUUCGACCACGACCACGAUCAUCGAUCACGACUCGGAGAAGGGCGACGUGGACGUCCAAGACAUGAAAGACGAUGAAGACGAAGGGAGAUGA
Molecule: messenger RNA, 1428 nt
Organism: Peniophora sp. CBMAI 1063
Lineage: Eukaryota; Fungi; Basidiomycota; Agaricomycetes; Russulales; Peniophoraceae
Source: the annotation of a GenBank genome assembly